AUGGCACUCUUCGACCAACGACCAGCGUACGCGCACGAGCCUACAGUGGCUCCUAUCGAGCACCGAUUCAGCCCGUACUCUGAUAACGGUGGAACCAUCCUCGCUAUUGCCGGAGCGGACUUUGCUGUCAUUGCGGGUGACACUAGGCAGUCGGAAGGGUACAGCAUUCAGACUAGAUAUGCGCGAAAGGUCUGGCAAUUGACCGACAAUGCUACUCUGGCGACCAACGGCUUUGCUGCAGAUGGGAAGAACUUUGUCAAGCGAGUCAAGCAGAGACUGGAGUGGUACGAGCACGCUCACCACAAGCCAAUGGGCCUCAAAGCGAUCGCCCGUAUGAUCCAGACCAUGCUCUACGGCCGCCGCUUCUUCCCCUACUACGUCUACAACAUUCUCGGCGGGAUCGAAGAGGACGGUACCGGUGCCGUCUACUCGUUUGACCCUGUCGGAUCAUACGAGCGCGAAGCGUGCCGAGCGGCCGGAGCCGCCCAAUCCCUCGUGCAACCCUUCCUCGACAACCAAAUCUACUUUAAAAACCAGACACCCGCUCCCGGCGCAGAAGCCUUUGUGCCCGGUCGGUUACCCAUGGCGACGGUGCUCGGGCUCGUCGUGGACUCGUUCACGUCCGCGACGGAACGGCAUAUCGAGGUGGGAGAUGGGCUGGAGAUGUAUGUGGUGAUGAAGGAGGGAAGGCAGACGACGGAUCUGACGGAUGAGGGACAGUUGCCGGCGGGGAUGAAGGUGGAGGAGCUGGGGAGUAUGGGAGAGGGACGAGGGGAGAAGACGUUCCUGGUUUCGAUGCCGCUCAAGCGGGACUAG
Dioszegia hungarica is the source of this 816-nucleotide messenger RNA. RefSeq names its product putative 20S proteasome beta-type subunit. The record is from RefSeq and is a predicted model, not a curated record. NCBI's taxonomy places the organism in Eukaryota, Fungi, Basidiomycota, Tremellomycetes, Tremellales, Bulleribasidiaceae. The transcript has 4 exons. The coding region runs from base 1 to 816 and encodes 271 amino acids. Gene Ontology annotation, cellular component: proteasome core complex.